AUGUCGUCCGCAAAUCUACUUCCUCCAUUAAUUCUUUAUCGUCAACUUUUGAGAGCUCACAGGAAACUCCCUCCUUCCUUUCGUUCACUUGGUGAUGAUUAUGUAAAAUCUGAAUUUAAACGACACAAAAAUAUAACAAAUCCUAUUCAUAUUGUUGG
Molecule: messenger RNA, 158 nt
Organism: Scutellospora calospora
Lineage: Eukaryota; Fungi; Glomeromycota; Glomeromycetes; Diversisporales; Gigasporaceae
Source: the annotation of a GenBank genome assembly